Messenger RNA from Centropristis striata (black sea bass), 4891 nucleotides. It is a transcript of the gene map2k5, whose product is annotated as mitogen-activated protein kinase kinase 5. The record is from RefSeq and is a predicted model, not a curated record. The transcript has 22 exons. Bases 300 to 1649 code for a protein of 449 amino acids. Lineage: Eukaryota; Metazoa; Chordata; Actinopteri; Perciformes; Serranidae. Gene Ontology annotation, molecular function: protein kinase activity; ATP binding; protein binding. Gene Ontology annotation, biological process: protein phosphorylation.
AAUUUGCUGAGCGGAUGUUGAUUCGGAAACGCUGUUGGAGCAGUUGUGUUUUCCUCAAAACUAGCUUCAUGGCUAAAUAUCUCAGAUAACACAGUGUAAAACGUCGUCUCAGACAGUGGACCAACACAUAUUUUAUAGCUAAAGAUAGACCUUUAAUACGGUUAUGAUAUGACCGUUGAAUGAGCUCAACGGUUAACGUUUUUAAAUCUCCGCACCACUUGGGGAAGUGACUGGACUGAGCAGGAUGCUAGCAUGUUAGCUUAGACAAGUGUUAUUAUGAGGCUUAAUUGUUCUUCUUUAUGCUCAUACUCGGUUUAAAUAACAUCUUCGCAAUGGACACCGAGGCAAUAGUUAUCCGUAUAAAAACACCGUCAGGGGACAUGGACUCGGCCGUUGACUGUCCAUCUCUUCUGAACUUCAAUGACUUACUGGUUGCAAUCAGAGAUGUCAUGCCUGAAGCCACUGUCACGGCAUUUGAAUAUGAAGACGAGGUGGGGGACAGAAUCACUGUAAGAAGUGAUGAAGAACUCAAAGCCAUGUUGUCAUAUUACUUCAACACAAUGAAUGAACAACGCAUGAAUGGACUGCUGCCGGACCCUCUACAGAUUUUUCCAAGAGCCGGCAAGACUCCAGGGAUCCGGAACAUACAUGGCCUGAAGGUUAAUACAAGACCUAACCCAGCCAAUGACUGCACUCAUGCUGUCCCAGACUCCAUGGCCAACAACAGCUUAAAAAAAUCAUCUGCCGAGCUGAAGAGGAUCCUGACAAAUGGGCAGAUAAAUGCGCAAGAUAUCCACUAUCAAGAGCAGCUUGGCCAUGGAAAUGGAGGCACGGUUUACAAAGCGUAUCAUCUUCUGGGCAGGCGGGUUUUAGCUGUCAAGGUCAUACCCCUGGAUAUCACGGUGGAGUUACAGAAGCAGAUCAUGUCAGAAUUAGAAAUUCUCUACAAGUGCGAUUCACCCUACAUCAUCACUUUCUUCAGUGCCUUUUUUGUAGAGAACAGGAUAUCCAUAUGCACAGAAUUCAUGGACGGUGGUUCUCUUGAUGUCUACAAAAGAAUUCCUGAGCAUGUGCUGGGGAGAAUCGCAGUGGCAGUAGUCAAAGGCUUGACAUAUCUGUGGAGCCUGAAGAUACUUCACAGAGAUGUCAAGCCUUCCAAUAUGCUGGUGAACACCCGAGGACAAGUCAAGCUCUGUGACUUUGGUGUCAGCACGCAGUUGGUGAAUUCUAUUGCCAAAACGUAUGUGGGAACUAACGCAUACAUGGCGCCGGAAAGGAUAUCAGGAGAGCAGUAUGGUAUCCACGCAGAUGUCUGGAGUGUGGGAAUCUCAUUCAUGGAGUUGGCGUUAGGCAUGUUCCCUUAUCCACAGAUUCAGAAAAACCAAGGAUCUUUAAUGCCUCUCCAGUUACUGCAAUGCAUCGUUGAUGAGGAUCCUCCAGUUUUUCCUGUCGGCCAGUUCAGUGAAAAGUUUGUUCACUUCAUCACUCAGUGUAUGCGGCGGCAACCCAAAGAGCGGCCUGCCCCCAAUAACCUCAUGGAUCAUUCCUUCAUCAUACAGUUCAACGAUGGAAAUGCAGAGGUGGUGUCGAUGUGGGUUUGUCGUUGUCUGGAGGAGAGAAGAGCUCAGCAGGUUCAGGGACACGUGUGACGUCCUCCUGCUGUCCACCGAACACGGACCAGGACAUUUGAUCCCAAACUUUGAACACUUAUCAAAGGCAUCAGGGUCAAGUACGUCUACAUGCACUGUACAAGUGACUUAAUGUACAUGGACAAAAAUCACUAGAUGUUACAAGCUUUCUGUGAGUAAUUCUUUAUUUAACAGCACUCGUGCGCCGUGACAAUGAGGAGCUCACAUCCUUUGAACUUUACAUCUUAAUCUCUUCAACCAAAAGGUGCAGAAGGGUCUGUGCUUUCUUUUUAACGUGGGUCUCCAUCUGCAGCUUCGUCCUCACGUGUUUCAGCAGUAUACAGAAAUGCAGUGAGCACAUCAGUCUGAUGAAUGGAGAUAAACGGUCAAGAAACAACUUCAGAGCAGAACGCUGCAAAACGCUGGCAGUGUAAUGCUCUCUUUCUGGGAUGGUGUCUCAAAUAACCGUCUUGUGCUUUACUGUUGACAGCCCUCUAGUGAAUGUUAAGGUUUUUGCCUGUGAGUAACUGCCCAUGUGUGUGCCUGUUUUUACAGUGGUGUAAUUUAUUACCUCAGCAAACUUAGGUUGUCACUGUAAACUUCCUCCAAAAAAAUUAUCUUUUAUUCCCGGACAUGAACAUUUGUAUCCAUUUAUUCCUUAAACUCGUUAGGUCGAGGUAUUAACUGGAUACAAUGCUUUGUCUUCAAGGGGUGUUUAAGUGAACGAGGCUGCAGUAUCAGAGUUUGAAGCAGCUCUGCAGUGUUACAGAGUGCAAUGAAAUAUUGAAAUGCAUCUUUUUGUUUCUCAAGCUUACCAACCAAACAAUUAAUUGUUGUCACUCAUCAGGAGGAACCAGGGUUUUUCUCCGUUUGAACCUGUUUUUACCUCCGUUGUUUUAUUUUCCAUUUCCAUGCCGGAUGUUGAAUGCCACUGAAUGAACUGCUGGAGAGUAAAUUAUGCUAAAGCAAUUCUUCACUUUGAUUAAGAAGCUAUUUGUUUUUCUUAAAAUCCAUUAAGAAUAAGAGGAAAUAUGGACAGAAAACCAUAUCACUUCCUCCCCUUAUAAACCCACCUUUUUUUUUUCAUUUUAAAUAAUUUUUUUAUUCUCUUCUCACCAGUGAAUCCUUACUUUAGCAACAAAUGUCAUAUACUAUACAUAAAGUUUGCUAUUUUAUUGGAUUGCCAAAUGAGAUCAGUUAAUGUACUAUAGAGGGAAAAAUAUUACACAGUGCACUUAACACCAAAGACCACUGACGACCCAAAUGGUGAAUUAUAAGCACCUCUCUGGACUGAGGCAAACAUAAUUGGUUAGGUGACAAAAAUGAUUUGAUAAGGACUGUUGAAAUGUGUCGAGCUUAAGUGCAAUUAAAUGCCAUUUCUUCCACAUAGGAACAGUAAAAGCAGCCUGGAAAUGAAUGUAACUGCAGAAACUUAGAGCAACAGAAAACACUUAAAGGAAUAUCUUUCACCCUUAAAAAGACCGUUUGUCUAUCAAUUACUCACCCGUGUUACCCUGAAUUCUUGAAGAAAGCACUGUUGUUUUUCUCUACAGUGUUAAUCCAAAAACAGCAUAAAUACUUGUUGAAUAGAAGUAAAUUGGGGCCACAUAAAACACUUCCAAAUUAAGUGCCUCAUGCUUGCAUAGGGGCGCUGCAGUAAGGUUUGUGGCAAAGUGCAUGUUUUUAGGAAAUAGUGAGCAUAUGACUGAAUAAAUGAGAAUGGGAUUAAAGUGCCUGAGUUGUGCUAAAGAUUGUGAAUGGAUGUUUUGAUAUAGUUUUGCUGUUGUUUAACGCGACCCCCAUUUACUUCAACGUCUACAUUUUUGGGAUUUUUCUUUUACCAUUGAGGCAAGGCAAGUUUACACAAAAUAUUAAAAGCACAUAAAAGAGACAUAUAUAAAAUUACAUUCAAAUAUAAAAAUUUAAGACUGAAAACGAGCAGAAAAAAUAUUUAGGAAAGAAUAUAAAAGUACAUUCAAAUAUAGAAUUUCAAAAUUGAAAGCGAGCUGAUUAAAUAUCGACCAAUCCCAGAUGAUCUGAGAGUUUUGGUGGUUUGUAGCUAAGCAGAAGAUCAGAAAUGUAUUUCCGCCGUAAACCGUUCAGUGCUUUAUAGACCAACAACAGUAUUUUGAAAUCAACUCUUUGACAGAUUGGAAGCCAGUCGACCUCAGAAAUGGAUUAAUGUGAUCUACUUUUUUGGUCUUAGUGAGGACUUGAGCAGCAGCGUUUUGAAUGAGCUGCAGCUGUCUGAUCGACUUUUCAGGGAGACCUGUAAAGACAAGUCUUGAAGAAAAAUUUUCUUCAAGACUUUAUGGUAACGCAGGGUGAGUAAUUGAUAAACAAAUGGUCAAUUUACAGGUGAAAUAUUCCUUGAAAGCACCAGUUUAUUAUACAAGUAGUUUCUACCGUUAAAUUGUAUGUGAACAUGCAUGUGUCAUGAUCCCUCAUACGAACAAAUUUCAUUAGUGCCAUUAUCUCUGCUUCAGAAGCCUGAAAUUGAGGCACAGCCUUUUUACUUUAAUGUACAUACAUAUACUUUUACCUUAAUUUUGGGGGAAGACUUCUGUGCAAGAUGCCAUUCCUUUUAAUAAAUAAAUUAAUAUCACUCUCAUAAAUGGCAAAAGUUAACGUUAACAGAAAAUCCUCAAUAUGGAUUUUCCAACUGUUGCACACUGAAUAAAAUAUGUACUUUACAUUAUACCACAUAUAUUGUCAAUUAUAUUCAUCUGUCUAAAUCUACCUUGGUAUUAACACAUCUGCGAGACAUCCACCUUUAAUUAAGUUGGCCUUAAAUGUACCUGAAGCUAUAAAUACUUUAAACUAGUAAAUAAAUAAGAGUGUGCAGUCAGUGGCUGCUGGCUGCUGGCUGCUGAUCAAAACAAAUGUUAAAUAUAUUCUUGCAACUCAAGGAAACCAAAAAGAAAAAUGACUUCUUAUUUCUGAACAGAUGUUCUGUCAGCUCCAAAAAGCUCAAACAUAUUUUAUGGUUUGUCAUUGAGCUCAUUGACUGUGAUUUUUAAAUAUGAAUCUGCAGUAACAAUUGAAUUAUUUAUUUAUUUUUUUUACUUUUCAGCUUGUGACUGCUUCCCUCGUUAUUUCUCCUGUUUUUGUCAAACCACAAAACAUUAAGUCAGUGAUGGGACUCAGCAGAAAUAUUAGUGCUGUGAAAUUACUGGCUGAUUAUGGCCUUUUUCUGUAAUUAUCUGUGUUGGCACAUACUCCAACCGUAAUGCACAAAUAGAAUAAAAACUAUUUAAACAUAA